Molecule: messenger RNA, 5116 nt
Organism: Notolabrus celidotus (New Zealand spotty)
Lineage: Eukaryota; Metazoa; Chordata; Actinopteri; Labriformes; Labridae
Product: vasorin-like
Exons: 2
Coding region: 298-2424 (708 amino acids)
Molecular function (GO): protein binding
Source: RefSeq, a predicted model, not a curated record
GAAGUUGAGGAGUCUGAAGCGCUCCUGAACGCUGGCGGAGCCGGGUUUCUCACUCUGACAGACAGACAGAGAGAGCGGAGCGAGUGUGCUGCACUGAUACACCUUAUGGUGCAGAACUUUGGAGAACGAGUCCUCUCUCCUGUGCAGUGGAAGAAGAGGGCUUUAAACUGAUUUCUUUCUGCCUUUGCAUUGAGAGAGACACCCCGAAAGUGGAUAAAAAGUUUGGGUGAAAGCUGCUCGAGCGCAUUCCGGCGGAUUUUGGAUUACUGUGCCAAGAGUUCAAGGCCUGAGGUCACCAUGCUGCCCUACUUCCUGCUCCUGUUCCUCUCAUCUGGUCUGGUGUUAUCCUCUGACUGCCCAGCAGACUGUUCAUGCCAGGGCCAGGACUCAAUAUUCUGCAUUCAUCGUCGAUCCAACACUGUGCCCCGUGUUCCCACCACCACCCAAAAUCUCUACAUCUUCCAGAACGGCAUCAACACUUUGUCCCAAGAUGACUUCAAAGACCUUGGGGAGUUGGAGUUGCUAGAUCUGAGCCAGAAUGAGCUGGCGGAGAUUCCAGACGAUGUGUUUGAGAUGCUGGCAAAGAUGAAGAACUUGGACCUGUCGUCUAACCAAAUCACCCACAUCUCCAAAGGCACUUUUUCUGGGUUGGUCCAGCUGGAGCGGCUGUAUCUUCAUGGAAACCGCAUUCAGAGCAUCCACGUGGAAGCUUUUGAGGGUUUGGAGAUGCUACUGGAACUCAAGCUUCAAGGGAACCAGCUCACUUCUCUCCCAUCCCUCCAUUUCCCCAGGCUUUUGCUUCUAGACCUCAGCCAUAAUAACAUCCCAACUCUGGGACCCUCAGAUCUCCAGACUCCUCACUUGGAGGCCCUUAAGAUUUCCUCUCUUGGGCUUACUUCUGUGGAUGAGGAUCUCAUCGCCUCCCUUGGGAACCUCCAUGAGCUCGACAUAUCCACAAACCAGUUAACUGAGGUACCCCAGGCCCUAAAGCAGGAUUCACUCAAAGGACUGAUCAAGCUCAGCCUGGCUGCAAACCAACUGGGUGAGCUCAGGAUCGAGGACUUCCAGAAACUUACUGGACUUCAAGAACUGGAUCUCAGUGGACUUAAUCUCCAGGGAUUUCCUCAGAGUUUCUUCGAGACCUUCCCAAGGUUGAGUCAACUUACAGCUGCUGAGAACCCGUUUAACUGCUUGUGUCCAUUAGCCUGGUUCCCUGUCUGGCUUAAAGAGAAGGAUGUGAGUCUUGGGAGGCCUGAAGAAACCAGGUGCCAUUUCCCUCUGGUUAAUGCUGGGAAAACGCUUUCAUCCCUUGAGCACAAAGAUUUUGGAUGUCCACCUUCUACAACAGUGCUGGUUGGCUCCCCCAUUGGAAGUACCCCCCAUCCCUUGAUACCCACCACAUCUCCAGAAGCCACCCAUACCAACGCUAUUCCUCCUCCUCCUCCACCAAGUGAGGAAACCAUCCCUUCAAAAACACCCAUCUACCCCCUCCUACCCCACCCUCCUGUGUCCCCCAGUUCCACCAGUGGGGAAUAUGAGCCACACAUCUGCCCACCAAAUAUCUGCCUCAAUGGAGGCACUUGUAAUUUUGACCCACUGGGUCAACUCAGCUGCCUAUGUCCCUCAGGAACCUCUGGCCUCUACUGUGAAAAUGUGGAUGAUGUUCCUGAGCCCCCAAAAACUUCAGUAACAGAAGGUUCCGUAGUUGGCCCGGUGGUUCCCACUGAGCUCGAUGCUAUCAGCUCGCGGCAGGUGACUUCCACAUCUAUCCUUCUUGACCUUCACCGCUUCAUUGAAACACGACCACACAUCCGUGGCAUUAGGUUGACUUAUCGAAACCUCUCAGGACCUGACCGUCGUCCCAUUAUCCUGAGUGUACCGGCAUCCUACCCUGAGUACACCUUGCGUGGUUUGAGACCCAACUGCACCUACUCAGUCUGUGCCAGUCCCCUAGGUGAGAGAAUGAACUCUAGGUCCAACAGCUCUGCAGAAACAGGGUGGUGCACAGAGGCUCGCACUGAAGGAGUUCCACUGACAUCAGUAGAGCCAAGGAUGGAGACGCAGAGCCAGCUGACAUACGCUCUUGUCCCUGCCAUCGCUGCCUUGGCCCUUGUGCUUGGGUUGGCUGUGUUGGCCGGAACAAUCAUCUGUUUGCGCAAAAGAAGAAAGGCCAAGUCAGGAAUAGAGCUGGAGCUUGGCCCAGCUGACUUGGAGCCCAUGGAACUGGAAGGGAUAAAGGCCGGUCUAGAGAAUGGAGGAAAUGGUACACUGCCCCACAAGCAACCUGAGAUUGACCGCUGUCACAAUCCCCAGGCUUCUCAAUCGUUGCUACAAAAUGGGGCUUUGGACUAUGAGGUACCCCUAAUGCAAGGACACUGCUCAUCAAAUAACAAUCUAGCAUCCCUAAAACCAUCGUAUUUCUGAGAUGCCUUGGAAUCUCUCUUUGGAAAGAUUUUGUAGAGACUGGGCUUGCCCAUCUGGACUUGUGAGGUCCUGCUAUUGCUCACAUAGUGUUUAAAAAUCUAACUUCAUUCCAAUUUCAGUGACGCAAAAGCAGCACUUAUUAUCCCUUGUUGUCCAAAUGAUAACACUACAGACUGGAUUAUGAAUUUAGAGACACUCAAGAAGAAUUUAAGAUUACAUCAUAUUGGAAAUGUGCUAAACCACUGCGGGACAUGGUUCAGAAUGUGGUUUUAAGUCAUCUAGCAGAGUUUGAGUAUGGUGAACCCUAAAAAAGUGCAAUUGACUAGAUGGGUCUGGUAACAGACUGAAAACGGAAGUGCCUUUUUGCAUUGACGCAACUGUAACCGAUGGCUCAUUUUUAUUUAAACUCUCAAACUUUAUGAAUGAGCUGUAAUCCUGUUGCUGGAUUUGUGAGAUACAGAAUGGAGAAAAGGGCCCAGUGCUUGGGACACAGAAUCAAAGGAAGUGAUGGCGGUAUAAGAAAGCAGUGAUGCAGAUGUGUGGUGCCUGGAUGACACAUCCUGGUACAAAAUGUGUUUCUGACCAACUCCACCUACUCCAUGGGAACUAUAGAAGAACUUGCACUGAAAAGAAGUAUUUCUUUUCCCUUUCCAGUGUCUUACUCAUUGCCUGCCUCAAGACUGAUAGGUUUUGUAAGGAAAUGCAAUAACACAAAAAAUGAACUGAAUAAACACUAUUCAAAGCCAGCAAUAGGUUGAUGACUAUUAAAGCUGUUUAAACGUCAUACUUUGCUGUUGACUUUACCUAAUCCGAAACAAAACUCCAAGUUUCUUCACAUGUGGAUUUGGAUUCUUCAGUGUCAUCAGUCUGCCGUUUUUCUAUCCACACAUCCAAAAGCUUUUGGCUCAGUGGAAGAUAAAGUUGCUGUGAAAGAGAAAUGGACUGAAUGAAGAGCCAUUGAGAAUGGACUUGUAUUGUUCUGUGCCGUGAUGGGAAGGCUGUUUCGUCUUGCUUACUUUAUGAUAUCCUCUUUUUGUCUUGUGGUUUUUUUUUUGUACUUUUGUUGUGUUGUUAAUUUGCUGUUGAUGUCCAUUCAGUAUUGAUAUUUUUUUGCUUAUACUAUUAAUUUUUCAUCCUUGCUAAAGCUUGCCUCAGUUAUCGUUGAUUCUUCAAAGCAUUGAAAUGAAAUAUAGCUUCAACUUUCCACAGCUACUUGCAGUCAGUGCUGGAGUAAAUACUAACUUAGGUUCUUGAGAACAGCACUAAUAUUCUAGAUUAGGGAGACUAAAUAAAAUCAGUCAUAUUAUAUCACAUACAGAUUACAAUUGUAUAACGUUUAUGAAAAUGUCUUAGGAACUCACCAAGUGAAUGUAACAGUCAAGUGUCAGACACUUUACUCUCUGUGCCAGGUCUUUGAAUGCCACAUAAGAAAAGCCACAGACCUUUUUUUGACCUCAUAAGCUCCCAAAUCUGUGUUCAAAGGCAUCUAGCCACAGAAUCCACCCCUAUAAAGCAGCACACGCGUGCCGAGAACAGAAAGCAACUUCAAAGACUUUGAAGGCAAUUUGCUGUGAGUGUCUGAAAGAGUUUUUAGGCAGUAGUUUCCUCUCGCUGCCACUGACCGUGUCAGGUCUGAGAUAUGGUCUAGACGGUGUUCCCCUGUAGCUUUUAGUGUUUCCUCUUCUUGCUCUGCGUGCCUCCACUCUAACCAUCCAGUGUGUUUUGGUCAACAAGGAUUAUUGGCUUGUGUUUGUGGAGGCUGUUCUGCUUGUUUACGGCCAACCAGACUGUGAAUUAUACACGCUAAAUGCACCAUUCUUGUAUUUGUUGUCGUUUCUUUCCAGGUCUGGGAAUGCCACAAGUUUUUUUUGUGUUACUUUUUUUUUUUUAAAUCACUGCUUUUAUGAGGAAAAAAAUCCUGAAUUAGAGAGGAGUAUAAUAGGUUUACAGAGACGUGCCUUAGCAACAUCGGUGCAGAGCCUUCCUGACAUCUAGUAGUGUCAUAUUACAGAGCGCAGUUCAUGUUGAUGUGUAUUUCAAGAACAAAAGGGCCUUUAUUUGCCUCUCAAGACAUUGCAGUGUAUUACAUUUCAUUACAAACCACGGAUGAAGACGUAUGAAAUGCAAUGUAAUCAGUUUAGUCAAGUUUAAAAAAAGACCUGUGUUGGUUGUUAGUUGUUUAACAGCUGAAAGCUUGGACUUGCGUCUUAUCAGUUAGUUUUUCCAGGUGUGUGUGCGUGUGUGUGUGUGUGUGAGUGUGUGUGCAUGCGUCUCUUCGCCUGUUUUUAUUGUUUUUUUUAAUCUCUUGGCUUCCACUCCUACAGUACAUUGUCUGCUUUAUAAUUGAGUCCAUGCACUACACCGCAGCCCUGUCCAAAAUCAACUCGCCAUUCUUUGGCUUCACUACAAUCUUCAUUUUGUCCAUUUUCCAGUAUAAACACAGACACAGAUGCUCGUAUAUCUGCUCUUGCUCAGUAUAUCAACUGGAAGACUCUCUGGAUUGCUUGGGACGCUAAGAGGGGCAGGAAAUGUUUGAAAUAUUUUCAACAUGCUUGUUACAGAACCUUCCCUGUUGAUUUAGGGGAAAAAUGUCUUGUUUUCUUAUUGUUUGAUGUUUGUCUAUUGUGUUUUGGUGUACAUGUUUGCAGAAAAGUAAUGCUGAGAAAAAAAGAACAGUAUUAAAAUGACUUAA